GCAGCAGCAGCAGCAGCACGCCGACCUCAGCGAGAUGGGCGAGCGCAUCGUUCUCGACGAGAUCACGGGCGAGGUCGUCGACGGGGAGACGUACUACGGGUGGUCCCGCAGGUUCUGCGAGAAGAUGAAGCAGCGAAGGAAGAAGACCAAAGGCGGAGCAGCAGACCGCGGCCGUGGGCGGUCCGACUCCAGGAGCCGUUCUCGGAGCUCCUCCCGCAGCCGAUCCAGCAGAAGCGAUUCCCCCCCGGCCUUUAAACGACGCAGACUGUCGCCGGACUCGCGGACUCCUAGCCGCAGUCGGAGCCGUGACCGUCGACACAGUCCUCGGCGGGGCAACCGUUACGACUCGAGAGACUAUAGCAGGUCCAUGUCCCGGUCAAGAUCCAGGUCGAGGUCGCGUCCUCGGUACAGAUCAAGAUCAACCUCGCGCGAUCGUGGCCCAGCAAGAGAUGGCGAUAGGAAUAAGGGCCGCGCCAGUGCGAGCAGGUCACCACUACCACCACCCGACCGCAACCGGCACCACAACCCUCCAGAGUUUGGGGCAGGAGGCCACACCACCGGCUGGGGACAACCGCAACAUCACCAUCUUCAGCCUCCUCCGCCGCCCCCUCCCUCAAGCUACAACCCCCCGCAACCUCAAGCCUUCCCGCCGUACCCCCCGCCACUACCACAAGCGGCCGGCGGCUUCGGUCACUUCCCACCGCCUCCGCCACCGCCUCCGCAAGGCUACAAUGGUCAGUGGCCGCCGCCGCCGCCACCGCCUCACCUCGGCGGCCCCCCUCCACAGCACGGCUGGGCUCCUCCGCCGCCGGGCCCAGGGGUUCCGCAUAUGGGUGGCGGGUGGGCGGCACCUCCGCCUCCACCGCAGCAGCAACAGCAGCAGAAUCAGUAUCAGCAGUACGGACGAGGUAAUGGCGGAGGCUACCGUGGACGAGGGGGCAGGGGUGGAGGCUUCGAUCGCGGCAGAGGCGGGUGGUAGUCAAGAAGACAGAGAGAGAAACCUGUAGAUUAGCAAAAUACACGCCAUCAAACAUGACACGAAUACCGCA
This is a messenger RNA of Colletotrichum phormii, 1049 nucleotides long. RefSeq lists its product as uncharacterized. The transcript has a single exon. Lineage: Eukaryota; Fungi; Ascomycota; Sordariomycetes; Glomerellales; Glomerellaceae. The coding region runs from base 35 to 979 and encodes 314 amino acids. The record is from RefSeq and is a predicted model, not a curated record.